This is a messenger RNA of Salvelinus fontinalis (brook trout), 9285 nucleotides long. Its product is annotated as solute carrier family 22 member 6-A-like. Lineage: Eukaryota; Metazoa; Chordata; Actinopteri; Salmoniformes; Salmonidae. The record is from RefSeq and is a predicted model, not a curated record. Gene Ontology annotation, biological process: transmembrane transport. The coding region runs from base 4581 to 6260 and encodes 559 amino acids. The transcript has 10 exons. Gene Ontology annotation, molecular function: transmembrane transporter activity. Gene Ontology annotation, cellular component: membrane.
CCUGCAUUAUCCAGCUAAGAUGUAGUUUCCAUUAUUAAAUCCCCACUUUACCCUUGAACAACUGGCUGAAUGUUCUGCUCCUCCUCUCCAUGACAGACGCGGGAGGGAGGCCGCUUACUUCUAUCCACAUGCUUCCAGAGCCAGUUUUUUAUCCAACCAGAGACUGGGCCGACCGAAGCUCGGAGGUGGAGGCGGACACGCGCACCGACGAGAUGCCGCACCCGACGGGGUAAGAAGAAACGACUACCAAAGGCAGAGGGACUCACGGGACUGAGUGUCUUCAAUUUAUCAAGCAAGAUAUUGAGCCCUGCCCAUGUCUCCUUGCUUAGUAAAGGGUUAUAUUUUGUGCCUACAACUCAGUGCAACGAUUUCGAUGUUAAGGUAGACAUGUUUAAGUUUUUAAUAAAACAUCCGUUUAAGGGGAAUACUUUAGCUCUUCUAAUCGUGAUAUUUCCACUGAACAUGUAGGUUGCUCACCUGCACAUACCCCGACUCCUUUUAGAAGUACGAGUUAUUUUGUACCAUCAUUACAAUCGCAAUCCCUCUAUUGAGACAUUUUGCAGACUCGUUGAAUAAUAUGUUGUUCAUCUCCUUAAGAACAAACAGGAGUACAUAUCUUUCCAUAAUUUACCUAAGGAUGAAAAACAAGCUUUGCUUGAUUUACAAUCCGAUGCCUCAGUCCUUACCCGCCCUGCUGAUAAGGGUGGGUCGGUUGUACUCUUGGAUAGAACUGUUUAUGUAAAUGAGUGUUAUAGACAACUGCCAGACAACAUCUUUUACAAGAAACUCAGAUGGGACGCCACCGCCCAAUUUCAGAACACUAUCUUUACUGUCCUAGAUGGGUAUUUAAGUUCUGGUCAGAUAUCCAAAAAAGAAUACGACUUUUUGGUUAUUCAACACCCUAAAAUUGCUACUUUCUAUACUUUGCCGAAAUUACACAAGAAUGUUACAAAACCUCCAGCCCUAUUGUAGCGAGCAUUGAUGCAGUAACGGCCCCUCUAUUUACUUUUUUAUUAGACCACUCGCAGAACACCUCCCCGCCUUUGUAAAGGACACCAGCAUUAUGAUCUCUAUUACUGAAUUUCUUAAUACUUUGUUUGUUACUUUUGACGUUGAGUCGUUAUACACGAAUAUUCCACACGAGGGCGGUAUUGAAGCUAUGGAACAUUUUCUUCUGCAACGUAACCCUAAUGAACUACCUUCCAGUGCAUGCAUUAUAACAUUGGCUGAAAUAGUACUCACACACACACAACUACUUCAUGUUUCUAAAUUAUUUCUUUAUUCAGACGAAGGUUACUGGUAUGGGAUCCCCCAUGUCUCCGAACUAUGCUAAUUUAUAUGUGGGUUACAUGGAGAAACAGUCCAUUUUCAAUCCUCUCAAAAAUGUUUUCUUGCCUAACAUCAUUAUUUGGAAACGGUAUAUUGAUGAUAUUUUUGUUCUAUGGAGGGGUGAUGAAAAACAGCUCCAGGCAUUCCAUGCUUUUCUGAACUUUUUUUUCUGAGCAUCUGAGAUUUACUAUGCAAUCUGACACACGUCAAAUCAGUUUCCUUGAUCUUCUGAUCUUGUGUGAGGAUAACGUUCUAUACACUGAUCUUUACAGGAAACCUACUGAUCGUUUGUUGAGGGCUGAUAGUUGUCCCUUAAAAAAACAGUUUGCCCUACAGCCAAUUCUGUCGAAUCAAAAGAAUUAGCAAAAAACAAUCAGAUUUCGACAGAAAUAUGGCUGAGACGCAAAGAAAAUUCAAGGAGAGGGGGUACAAAAAUGGUCAGAUUAAUACUGCCAUUGAGAACAUUCAAAACAAACCGAGACAGGAUCUUUUUCAAGGUCAGUCUUGCAAAAAGAAGCAUUCUUGCGUUCUAACUACCCGCUAUUCAAAGUCCUCUGAACAAAUCAAGGGAAUCGUUCAAACAUUGGCACAUUCUAAGAUCCGAUGACAGUAUCGGUAAUGUGUUUUCGGACCCUCCCUUGAUCGUAUUCUCACGGGGCAGAAACCUCAGAGAUUAACUGGUAAACUCUGAUUUACCACCCCAAGAUAUCCCUGCACAACGUGUAUUUGCUCCCCUACUGGAUGGAAACUGUGCUCAAUGUAAUGGCACUUAUAAAUGUAGAUCCUUCAAACACCCCCAAACAGGGAAACAGAUCCCAAUUAAAGGUGUUAUCACGUGCUCCACUAAGGCAGUUAUUUAUCUUAUAACUUGUCCUUGUGGUAAAAAUUAUUUGGGUAAAACAAAGAGUGAAUUAAAAGUACGAAUCUCGGAGCAUCGUAGCACCAUUAGGUGCAAAAACUCGAUUUACCAGUUGCGGCCCACUUUUUGGAAGCAAACAACUCGAUCCGUCACUACGUUAUAUCGGCAUCAAACAUGUCACCCUCCCUAGGAAAGGGGGUGACCUCGACAAUUUAUUGUUAAAACGAGAGGCUGCAUGGAUCUUUAAUUUAAUGACUCUUGCUCCCUUCGGUCUCAACGUAGACUUUGAUCUGAAGCUAUUAUUGUGAUUUUGCUAUUGUACAUGUUUGUAUGCCUAUGUAGCCAAAUUGUAUCUAUGAUAGUAUGCUAUUUAUUCAUGUUUUUGGUAUGUUAUUUUUUAUAUCCGAGACUUAACCAAUGAUAUCAGGCCACACCCGGCCAUGAUUACAGACACCUGUGUGUGUCCUUUGGUACCAUAUAAACGAGUCACCCCGCAGCGUUUGUCAUUAUACCCUGAUGAAGACAGCUUGUCUGUACAAACAUUAGUCAUUAGGUUAUUCAAUUAUUGCAUCUGAGCUCCUGGAGUGUACCGGCUCUCCUUUAAUUUUUCAAGUGUUCUACUCCGCUAGCCAUCAUUAUAAAGAAAGCGUUUGCCCUUUAUGGAACUAAACAUUAACUUGGAUCAUUAUCAGGGAGAAACAAUUGACAAACAAAUUCCUGUUCUUCCAACACUGCCAUUCACAGGAUCUAUUGCAUAGACGCUGUCUUCAUGUCACUCGAGAAACACAGGAAAUCUUCACAUGCUAGUUUCACAUGUGAGUCUGAGGAAUAUGAUCAUGAUAGUCAGUGGCAGUCAUUUCAACAUCCAGACAUUAUUGAGUUCCUCCCUAGUUGAGAGCGAUAGGCUGUGGCUCAUUGAGAGAAAAGAGCACUCAUCAUGUUCAAACAUGUGACACCACAACAGGGGAGAAGAUGAAAUGAUAAGAGCCAGGGAAAAUGGGUAAUUAUGGAGUUGCCAGAGUACAUGCCUUUCAUUUGUGUCAUGUACAAGUCCCCUGCCUGUCACGCCCUGGCCUUAGUUAUCUUUGUUUUCUUUAUUAUUUUAGUUAGGUCAGGGUGUGACAUGGGGGAUGUUUGUGUGUUUUUGUCUAGUCGAGGGUGUUUGUAUUGUCUAGGGGGUUUUGGUAGAGUUUAUGGGGUUGUGUUCAGUGUAGGUGUUUAGGUAUUUCUAUGGUUGCCUGAGUGGUUCUCAAUCAGAGACAGCUGUCUAUCGUUGUCUCUGAUUGGGAGCCAUAUUUAAGGCAGCCAUAGGCAUUAGGCAGGUUGUGGGUAAUUGUCUAUGUCUAAACGUUAGUAGCGUGUGUCUGCACUUUGGUUUUGUAGCUUCUCGGUUGUUUGUUUUUUUGUUAGUUUGUAAAAGUGUUUUGUGUUCAUCUUCUCUCAAUAGAAAGGAAGAUGUAUUCGUAUCAUGCUGGGCCUUGGUCCACUCUUUCACCAGAAGACGAUUGUGACACUGCCAUGUUAUUUAUCUGUUGCUUUUGUCUGGCCAGCUUAGCCCCAGCCAGCUCUCCCCUGUUGGCAUCCCCAUGCCAGAUGAAUGAUUGGGUGGCAGAGAGAAUUUGCAUUUCUUUAGAACUGGGGGCAUUUGGUGGUGUUUUGCAACUGUAGUGUCUCAGGGGGAAGGCAAGUGGAUUUACAGCUUAGCAAUAUUCCCACGUCAUUGUUGGGAAUCUGAUUGUUGAAAACGUAAUGUAAAGCAAAAAUACAUGUACACACACACACUUUCUAAGGAGUUGUCUGCACGAUAACUUUGGGCUUAGGUUGACUUAUUGUACAUCCCUCUUGAUAUUUGAGUCCCUCUGAUACAUUUGACAAUUAGCCUUCACUUUAUGUCUGUAUGUUGUGUUAUGGGCUUCUAUAUGACUUAUUACCACUGUUUCCAUAAUAUAAGGUUCUCACCGUGCAAAUAAACAGAGCGAGAGGGAGAGUGAGCGAAUGCAGUUACUCAGCUAUCACAAAGAGCAACUCCUCCUUCUGAGCUUGGACUCCACCCCAUGAUCUAGUUCCCUCCCCCCCUGCAGAUGACAGUUAUAUUACCCUGCUAGUGCAGUGCCUGCGGGUUCACAACAUCGCAGACGACAGCAACAGCCUGCCUGCACUCAGGGUUCACUACGCUACAGACAGGUGUGAUUGCAUCUGAAUGAGAUGACUGACACAACUCAUUAUUAAACCAGCCUUUGUAGAUGAUCCUGAGCUCUGUGCCAGCUGCCUCUCAGUCUUCAGCCUUCUGUUCCACUCUCAGAUCUUUAGUGGCAACUUGAGAGUGCACUGCUGUGUUGGACUUGUAUCCGUGGUGAUAUGUUAGGGUAAGGUCUGCAUUGGAAUAGCAGCCAUGGAAAGAAGCAUGAAUUUUGAUGAGAUUCUUUCUCAUAUUGGGGGCUUUGGCAAGUUCCAGAAGAACCUGUAUGUGUGGAUUUGCCUCCCCCAGAUCCUGCUGGCGUUCCACAUGCUGAUAUCCGUAUUCACAGGGGCCGUCCCCCCUCAUCUCUGUCGCUCCACCAACACCACCUGGCCCUUGACCGCCAGCUCAUACCCUCCCAAUUUAAACUUCAGCCUGGUGACCGGCCCAGACGGUGACCCUGGCCGGUCCUGCUCUGCCCCUGGGGGGAUCCCUGGCACCCCGCUGGCUCAGCUGAAUCACAGCACCGCCCUGACCCUUAGUGACAGCCACGCCACUGAGGGUUGCCAAGGGGGAUGGGAAUUCAGCAAGGAGACCUUCCACAGCACCGUGGCAACCGAGUGGGAUCUGGUGUGUGACCACGCCAAUCUAAACCAUGUUGGUUCCUCAAUCUACAUGUUUGGUCUUCUAGUUGGCGCUGUGCUGUUUGGUUUCUUAGCUGAUAAGUAUGGACGCAGGAACAUAAUACUGGUUGGUUUGACUAUCCAGUCAACCUGUGGGGUCGGAGCUGCGUUCGCCCCAAAUUUCUACAUAUAUGUUUUCCUGCGCUUUGUUGUUGGAACCACUAUUUCUGCUGUCAUCAUGAACGCAUUUGUUUUAGGCACAGAGUGGACAGGAUCAAAGCACCGCAUGCUAGCUGGGAUCAUCACCGACUACUUCUUUGGGUUUGGCUACAUCAUCCUGGCAGGCCUGGCCUACCUCAUCCGAGACUGGCGUAAACUCCAGCUGGCCAUCUCAGCACCAGGCUUCCUCUUCAUCUUCUACAUCUGGGUCUUACCAAAGUCGGCUCGGUGGCUGAUGGCCAACCAGAGGUACGAGGAGGCCAUGGAUCUGGUCAGGAAAGCAGCUCUAAUGAACGGCAAACCCCUGCAGGAGGACAUAGAGAUAUGUCAGGGGUACAAAGACAUGGUGAAGAUGGAGAAGAGGACAAAACACACAGUCAUUGACCUGGUCCGAACUCCAAAAAUGAGGAGGAGCUCAUUGAUCAUGUUUUACCUGUGGUUUGUCAACGUGCUGGUCUACUACGGCCUGUCCCUAAACAUCUCUGACUUUGGGAUGAGCAUCUACCUGACCCAGCUGAUCUUUGGCCUGGUGGAGAUGCCUGCUCGCACCAUCACUCUCUUCACCCUCAACCGCUCCAGGAGGAUAUCCCAGAUAGCCUUCCUCGUUGUGGGAGGCCUAGCCUGCCUGCUCACUGUCUUCAUUCCCGAUGAUCUCUCCAUUGUUAGAACAGUCCUGGCCAUGGUGGGAAAGUUUGGGAUCACCGCCUCCCUGUCCAUAGUCUACGUCUAUUCAGCAGAGGUUUUCCCUACUGUCAUAAGGCAGAGUGGGAUCGGUAUGGGCUCCAUGUGUGCCCGGGCAGGGGGAGUCCUGGCCCCAAUCAUCUACCUGUUGAGGGGUGUCAGUAAGAAGGCUCCUAUGGUUCUGUUUGGUCUGUGUACUCUGCUAGGGGCAGCCCUCACCCUGCUGCUGCCUGAGACAGUCCACCAGCCCCUGGCUGACACCAUCCAGGAUGUGGAGGGAUACAGCAUCAGUGAGGACUCAGAGGAAGGGAACAUGAAACCAGACCUCUAUGAGGAAUGUGAAACAAGGAACCCAGACAUCAUAAACUGAAGAACUUGGGAGUGGGACAAGCCACCAGUCCGCACUGAUACUUUGAGACCUGUGGUACUGUCUUCUGGAUGACUUCUAUGCGGAAAGACCAUUAGCCCAAGGAACUCAACUGUGCAUUGUAAGCUAUCUGCUAAGAGCGCUUGAACAUACAUAAGACAAUGAUGUCACUUAACUGACAUGUUGACACAGUUUUGCUUUAUAUUUCCAAAAUGUUCUUUUGUUGUGAGAAGAUGUACAGUGUAUAGAUGUGUAUGGUGACUAUCAGUUCAUAUAUUGGUUGAUAAUGAAGUACAGUAGUAACAGUUCAUUUAUGUACCAAAUAUCAUUUCUUCGCUUCUGUAUACAAUGAGUGUACAAAACAUUAGGCAACACCUGCUCUUUCCAUGACAUAGACUGACCAGGUGAAUCCAAGUGAAAGCUAUGAUCCCUUAUUGAUGUCACCUGUUAAAACCACUUAAAUCGGUGUAGAUUAAGUGGAGGAGACAGGUUAAAGAAGGAUUAUGAAGCUUUGAGACAUUUGAGACAUGGAUUGUGUAUCUGUGCCAUUCAGAGGUGAAUAGGCAAGACAAAAUAUUUCAGUGCCUUUGAACGGAGUAUGGUAGUAGGUGACAUCCAGCCAAUUUGACAAAACUGUGGGAAGCAUUGGACUCAACAUGGGCCUCAACAUGGGCCAGCAUUGCUGUGGAAUGCUUUUGACACCUUGGAGAGCCCAGGCCCUGACGAAUGAAGGAUGUUCUUAGGACAAAAGGGGGAGCAAGUCAAUAUUAGGAUUAGGAUAUUAUAAUGCUUUGUACACUCAGUGUAUACUGCAUGGACACACCUUUGUGUGGUUUGAAUAGCCUUGUGCUCUUUUUAUCCAAAUAUUUUUGCUGGGUGCCGUCCCUGUCUGUUACCUAGUAGGUCUUCCUGAGUGCCUGUCUUAUCAGUUUACACACCCCUACAGUACCGCUCAUACCUAACAGGUUCACCUUGAGAUGUGAACUCAGUUCCAGCCAGCAAAUGCCUUACUGUUCAUCAUGCAUUGUGAUUUCAUAUAAAUACCCAAGUGUCCACACUGUGAAAGAGCAGAGAGAACCAAUUAUGCAAAAUAUCACACAUAUGCAAGUUGAAGAGGGAACAAUUUUUUCUAUUUGAUAAUCAACUCUGUGAAUUUUGUAUUUGACACUCCUAACUCUCACUUUUAGACGUGAAUGUGUUUGAAGUUGUUGAUCCAUGAUCAUGAUGAGUCUUUUGAUGCAGUAAGUUUGACUCGUUCUUCAGCACAGCAGGCUGCUCCCCGGAAUGUUUGUCAGAUUACCAUGUUGAAUUACUAACCAUCUGCGAGCGACCUUCUACCAGCCAUGGAACGUCGAGGUCCCAGCGUCAACUCCAAGAUGACCCAGUUACAGGUCUCUAUAGGGUCAGCAGAUAUGCUGUGGCGUCUGUGGCGAGCCCUAAUACAAGACAAGGAAGCCAUUGUACAAGACAGGGAUGGAUGGACUGAAUGAUGAACCGUUAUGACAGUGCCCUCUCUUCAAACACGAAGUUUACAUUUCACAUUACGUUAUUAAUACGUCUGCUGAAGGCUUUCAUUCUGAGCGGUGACACUAAGUGUAUGACGUAAAGGAGUUGAACGGCAGCACUAACAGCAGAGAAACGGAUCCUAGUUUGUGAUCUUCAACAUUGGGUGGAGCAGGAUAGAAAAAGUAAUUUUAGGGCUGUGGUUUGGGUUGGAACUUAUCAUUUGUUAUUACAGUGAAUGAUUUGACAGGUCUGAAUUGUUCUGUUGUCAUUGUAAGGCUUAAGAGAGAAAAGCCACAAAUUCUUGUUUUGGAUUAAAUACAGUGUUUGCCUUGCAGUCAUGUAGGCUAACCCACUGUAAUAUAUGUUUAGUAACAGUGGUCAACAGGAGUCAGGGCUCGUUGUGUUACUGAUCACUGCCACUCUCUGGAGAAAAGUGGUACUUGCUUCUAUUCUGACAUCAGGUGCUGUAUAUAGUAUAAGUACUGUAACGAAGCACAAGCAUUAAGAUCACAGAUAUUGUGUUACAAUAUGUGCAUUACCUUUGUACUGUUCUGUGCAAUCAGUACUUUUAUGCAUACAUAAUACAUACAUACGUCUGCGUUUCAGAUUUACAGAACCAAAGUACGACUGGAAAAAGAGGAAUUCAACUUAAUUUAUAUAAGAUAGUUUUCUGUUUACACCAUGUCCGCUAUGCUGCGUGUCAUUUCAAAAAGGCUUAUAGCCAAUGGUGAGGGGCAGCUAAGGGGUUGACUAGAUGCCAGUGUUAAUAGACUCCACCUCAUUGUGGGGAACGACUGCGGGUUCUGUGCUCUCUAACUGACUGAGUAGCUGGCACAGGCAUGUAGCAUGUCUGUCAAUGAUUCACUGCUCAUGGGGCAUUAGAAAACAACUGGCAUUUCAAUUACUGCCAUUUCAAUUAUAACAGAGGAUUCUGAGAGGCAACAGCUGCAAGUACCCACUGACCAUCCCCCCCACGACACUGACAUGCAGGGAGCUCAGAGCUGUUCUACCCUUCUUUGUCUGUGAGAGCUUUGACUAAAUAUGUCAUGGUUGUAGUGGCAUUGUCUGUGGCAAUGCAUGUAUGUAAAGUAGGCCUACUGUCAUUGUAAAACGUGAUGUGAAAAGAUCCAUUGUUUGACAUUACAGAGAAGCUAGUCUGAAACAAGGGUCAAGCUGUAGCCUAAACUCUCCAUAGAAUAUCAUGCCCACACUGGCAUUUGCUCUGGUAUUAUGCUGAGUGUCACGACUUCCGCCGAAAUUGGUCCCUCUCCUUGUUCGGGCGGCGUUCGGCGGUCGAAGUCACCGACUUUCUAGCCAUCGCUGAUCCUCUUUUCAUUUUCCUUUGAUCUUGUCUUGUCACACCUGGUUAACCCUCUGUUUCCCCUUAUUGUCCUUGUCGGUGAUUGUUUGUUUGUAAGAUAUGUGCAAGUGAUGUUCUUGUGUGCAACCGGUUUUCUACCCACUUGUAUAUUUUGGUUUUCUGAGUGUUUGAGCACUUAUUAAACUGCUCCGUUUAUACUAA